Meloidogyne enterolobii is the source of this 688-nucleotide messenger RNA. The record is from the annotation of a GenBank genome assembly. NCBI's taxonomy places the organism in Eukaryota, Metazoa, Nematoda, Chromadorea, Rhabditida, Meloidogynidae.
UAUGGAGCCUUUAGAUAUAUUUACUAUUUGGUUAACCUUUUUCUCCAUUUGCUUUACUUUCUUGCCGUUAUUUGUUGUAAUGGAUUGGCAUAAACGAGGAACAGCAGAAGGCUUUUCUUCCCUCAGUUAUGUCCUUCCCCUUUUAAUGAUGUGUUGCUGGUUUAAACACGGAAUUAUUACUCAGGACAAAACUAAUAUGUUUUUGAAUGGAGUCAAUUUGUUCUUCUUUUCUUUUUAUAUUGCUGCUUUUUGGUUUUAUCAGCCUAAAAGGAAAUAUUUGUAUGGUCAAUUGUCAGCAGUUGGUUUAAUGGUUGCUGCUAUAUUUCAAUAUGUAAAUAAAACACCUGAAGAUAAACAGGCUGAUUUAAUGGGUGCAAUCGCUGCCUUUACACAAAUAGCAUCAAUGGCUGGAGGAGUAUAUGACUUGAGAAGGGCAAUUCAAUUAAAAACAACCGAAUAUAUCCCUGCUCAAAUUCAAUUUGGAUUUUUUGCGUUAACUUUACAAUGGACUAUUUUUGGGUUUAUUGUUGGAAAUCCUUAUAUGAUGAUAGCCAAUGCAGCAGGGUUAGCGUUAAAUAUCGCAACAUUAUCACUUUAUAUUAUUUACCCACCCAAAACUUGGAAAGUUCCCAUUUUUGGUGUUGGAGGAGGAAAAGAAUUGAGUGAUGGAGAGAAAAAGGAAAAAUAA